AUGGUAUUCCGAAAGUAUAGACCUGUUAAACAAUGGGGAAAAAUGGACACCCGGAUAUUCAAAGCGAUUCUGAAAGCACGAAAUAACAGAAAGAUGCAGGCUUUCAAUGUACCUGCUGCUGUUAAAGCUGCCGGAAUCACUGUAUGUGAUCCAAAUGAACCGUCGUUUUUCACGCCUAUAACACGGGCGGCGAACACUCUCCCGGAUCUUCGCGAAACUCACCCGGCUUUUCGUGUUCCAUCGAUUGAGGAGCAUCCACUCUACCAUAAAGUCCGGUGCUUUCUGUUUGAUGGCACUGUUCCGAUGAGUGACGGUAUCGAUCAGGCAGCCGUGCUGAGCAAAGCUAUAGUGAAAACGGAAUUACCAGAGACUGUGCGUGAUGCAAUUCUUCACGGUGAAAAGUACGACCCAACACUGGAGAAGUUGCCACGUCGAUUCGAUCCAGUACUAUUUUGGGUACAUCAUCCUGUUGUGUACGGUACUCCGGUAUUAAAGCGACUCUUCGAUCGCGAUGAACCAAUAAGUGGAACUUUGCCGAAUAUCGGUUCGUUCGCAGAAAAUCCACUUGUGCUUCGUUUCCAACCUGAUGUAUGCUUGCAAGUUUCGAAACCGGUUACUCCAUGGUGCAAUAGGAGAGAAGUUGAAGAAACUAGCCACAUGCAGUUGCCAAGCAUUGCCCCCUUAUCACCAUUGAUCGAUUUGGGGUCUGAGCACAUCUACAAUGAAUCAGGCGUGGUCCCACGACCUAAUGCUGAAGUGUCGCUCCAUACAGUGUUGUGGUCACGUGAGCAAAAUCAGAAGUAUCCAUGGACAAAAGAACAAAAUGCAGGUAAUGCAGUGCUUCAUACAUUUGGUGCUGCUGUAGCUGAGGCAUCAAGGAGGAGAAGAAAUUUGGACGAAGAUCCAGUGGUGGUGAAGGGUAUACAACUUGUAGACGGGAAACUGGACAUUGUGGUUUUUCAGUUGAAUACAACGGAUUUAAGUACUGAAGGGCGAAUUAAAAAUAUCGUUUGGGUUGAAAAAGGUUGUCCGUUAUAUGAACCGAAACCUUUUUAUGAGCAACUGACGAAAAUCGACCAUGUUAACAUGGAUACAUUCAAAAAAUUUGUUGCUGUUUUAUGGAAUAAGUGA
This is a messenger RNA of Angiostrongylus costaricensis, 1131 nucleotides long. NCBI's taxonomy places the organism in Eukaryota, Metazoa, Nematoda, Chromadorea, Rhabditida, Metastrongylidae. The record is from the annotation of a GenBank genome assembly.